AUGCAGAAGAAGAAAAGAAUGUGGAAGAGGAAGUUGGUGAUUUUUCGAAAGUUGCUAAAUUAUGUUUUUGCCGUUAAUGUUGUAGCUUUAGUGACUCUGCUAUGUAUGCAUGUUCAUGUCCCUUCCACUGAUAUAACCAUUAAUCUUUGUAAGCACAAUGAUUUUUGGUACCAAAGAUUGAGCGGAGAGCGAAUCUUGACUCAAGAACUUGCCACACCCCAGUUGUCGAAAGCUCCAGUUACUGCUAGCAAGAAUUGGACUGUGGAAGAUUUAUGGAAAUCGCCCCCGAAUAAAGACUAUGUUCACUGUGUUGCACCAAGUUCAUUAUAUAAAUCUCCUCCAGAGUCUCGAGGCUACUUGCUCGUUCAUGCCAAUGGUGGACUCAAUCAGAUGAGGGCAGGGAUAUGUGACAUGGUUGCUGUUGCUCGUAUCAUAAAUGCUACUCUUGUAAUCCCAGAGCUUGAUAAGGGCUCACUUUGGAAGGAUUCUAGCAAUUUCUCUGAUGUGUUUGAUGAAGAUUAUUUCAUUAAUUCUUUGGCAAAUGAUGUAACGAUUGUCAAAAAGCUACCGAAAGAACUUGCAUCUGCAACUAAAGUAGUUAAGCAUUUCAGAAGUUGGUCUGGUGUAGAUUACUAUGAGAAGGAGAUAGCUAGCAUGUGGGAUGAAUACAAGGUGAUUCGAGCAGCCAAGUCUGAUUCAAGAUUGGCAAAUAACAACCUGCCUCCUGAUAUUCAGAAGUUGCGUUGUCGCGCUUGCUAUCAAGCCCUCCGAUUUGCUCCCCCAAUUGAAGCGAUAGGAAAGUUGUUGGUUGAUAGGAUGCGACACUAUGGUCCAUAUAUUGCUUUACAUUUACGCUACGAAAAAGACAUGCUUGCCUUUAGUGGAUGCACACAUGAGCUAUCCCCAAAAGAAACUGAUGAAUUAAGGGCAAUCAGGGAAAGCAUCCCAUGGUGGAAAGUGAAAGACAUUAACCCUGUAGUACAGAGAGCCAAAGGCUAUUGUCCGUUAACUCCUAGGGAGGCCGGGUUGUUCCUUUCUGCUCUGGGGUUCACAUCGAACACCCGGAUUUAUAUUGCUGCUGGAGAGAUAUAUGGAGGUGAUUCUCAUAUGUCUGAUCUACAGUCGCGCUAUCCCUUAUUAUUAAACAAGGAAAAGUUGGCAUCUGAUGAGGAACUCGAACCAUUCAGAAAGCAUGCAUCUCAAUUGGCUGCAAUAGAUUAUAUUGUGUCAGUUGAGAGUCACGUAUUCAUUCCAUCGUACUCUGGGAAUAUGGCAAGAGCAGUUGAGGGACAUCGUCGUUUUCUUGGGCAUAGGAAAACAGUAUCUCCUGAUAGGAAAGCACUUGUCCGGCUUUUCAACAAAAUUGAGCUUGGUACGAUGAAAGAAGGGGAGGAACUCUCAAAUCGCGUUAUUGCUAUUCAUAGAGGAAGGCAAGGAUCGCCUAGAAAUAGGAAAGGACCUACUACAGGAAUCAAGCCAAUGGAUAGGUUCCGUUCAGAAGAGGCAUUUUAUGUAAAUUCGUUACCAGAUUGCUUAUGUCAAAGGGAGUUGGCAUACACAAACGAUUCUCAUGCUAUUGUAUAGUCUAAAUGACACACCAAAUCAAUAUUCUAUGUCUGGAGAGAACAACCUGAACUUGU
Solanum tuberosum (potato) is the source of this 1640-nucleotide messenger RNA. RefSeq lists its product as uncharacterized. Lineage: Eukaryota; Viridiplantae; Streptophyta; Magnoliopsida; Solanales; Solanaceae. Bases 1 to 1584 code for a protein of 527 amino acids. The transcript has 12 exons. Gene Ontology annotation, cellular component: cytoplasm. The record is from RefSeq and is a predicted model, not a curated record.